AUGGAGGACCUCAGAGCCAUGCACAUCGCCAUGGCUGCAACACAGCCUCAAAAUGGGACCCAACGGGAUGAGUGGGAGGAAUGGACAGACGAUGAGGCACCCACGCCCAGAGCAGACGACUUCCCCGCCCCAUUGGCGGUACCAGGCUUUUCCUCUUCGUCAAAAACACAGACCUCCACCGCACAGCGGUCCUCCAAGCCGAGACAGUCGACCAUGAGAAUCCAGAGACUCAAGUCUCGCAAGCGGCAAAAAGACCAGAAUGCCAAGGCGGGCAUCAGACUGGUCACAGACAUGACCAGGUUCCGAAAGGGGCCUCAACACGCCGUACAGCUCGUGAAGCCUGCGCCUGGCCCUCACUCCAGUCAUCCGGCCACAGGCAAGUUCUCUGACGCGAGCGCCUUGAGGGCUCUGGAAGGGUCGCCCAAUCCCGGCUCGGUUGGGAACUGGGCCUGGCUCAAGAACAGCCCAUCAACUGCUUCAGUCUCGACCUUUCAAGGCGAUACCACCCCUGACAGCAGCAAGAUAGUCAUUGGUAUAUCCUUGCCCGAGGAUGACGCUGCCGGCAAGGACAUCAGCCCCCAGACUGCCGUCGUCGCCACUCCUUUUGACAGACUGCCUUUCAGCAAGCCUUCGACGAAUCCCUUCCAGAACCAGCAGCCCAAAUCUGCCUGGUCCCCCGACACAGAGGAUAGCUUCUCCCCGGCGCGCCAUCUUCGCUAUACGUCAGGUCCAUCACCACAGGUCACGAGCGCCACGCCCGGGCAGCCCGGCGUGCCACCUGUGCCAGCAUUGCCGACGUCCCUGAAAAAUCCAGCCAGGGCCAGGCUGUCGAGGAGUGACUUUGACGAUGACUCCGAUUCCACCCCGAUCACCUUGUUCGAGGAGGAUGGACACAAGACCCCAGCCUCCGCGACCUCAAAGCUCUCACCGGGAGCAAUGACGGCGACGAGCGCCCGGUCUGGCUGGUGGGACCACCUCACCACUCCUUUCCGCGAACGCUUCAGCCCAACAUCAAAGUCUGACAAGGAGGCCCCGAGUCCGGCUGCAGAUGAGUGGUGGAAAGGACAAGAUGAGAAGAAGUCGAUCGGCGCCGCUCAUAUUGAAAACCAUCCAGCCUACAGCGCCGCUUCGGCAUCUUCUGCGACACUGCGGCCACACCCAUCGCCCGUCCCCAUCAUCCGCGUUCCAACACCGACGAUAGCGUCUUCUUCAUCUUCCGGCGCGUCCACCCAAGCGCCAGGUCACGAGGGCGAGUCUCGACCCGAAAAGGCGAGAGCCAUGAUGGAGGAUGAGGAGGGCCAUGACGCCCCGACGGAAAUGCCACCACCGUACGAGCGAACACCCUCCACCAAGCAGCCCAAGCCCGUUCGAUUCCGCGCCGUCUUCCCUCCAGGACACGAACUAUCCAACACCUACCCGCCUUCUCCGCAGCCGGGCAGCCCCGGUCUGGACGGGACGAUGACCUCACAGGGAGCCAUCAAAAUGUCUGAUGUACCCCUGACUCCGGCGCUUGGCACAAGCACUCCGCUGCCAGAAAGAAAACCAGGCACUUAUGUGACUGGAGACCACUUCCUCGCAAACUAUGGAAAUGACCCCGCCGCAAAGAUCGAGCGGACCAGGCGCAGGCACGAGAAGGAAGACUACGUCGCCCACAAGGCCGGGGGGUUCUGGAGGGGCCGCGGAUGCGUCCCCGAGAGCGGGUGUUACGGCCGCUCGGGUCGGGAGGGCCGCCAGCGCAGGAGGGUCUGGAUCGGCGCGAUCUGCCUCGCGUUCCUGUUGCUGACCACCCUCGGUGUUGUCCUGGGUGUUGUGCUCUCACGCAGGAUGGCGCGCGGACCCGGUGGUGACACUACACCCACCACAAGCGGCUCCACAGGCGGCUCUACAGGCGGCUCUGAGAUCCAAAACACCUGGCUCAACCUGACCGACUUCCCACCUAUGCCUACCGGCCUGUCGACCAUCGUAGCCCCGGACAACUCGCAGGUCGUCAACGGCUGCGCCGCGCCGUCGACACUCUGGAGCUGCUCGCUGCCUCCUGAGCAGCAGGCAGCGAACGAGCCUUCUGAUGCCGACCAGCCUGGAUUCAUCUUCCAGAUCCAGUAUGACAACAACACCCGCCAGCUGUGGAACAUGCCCAACGGCACUCCCCCAACACCAACCCGACCCCAAGCAUCUACCUCUUCCAAGGCGAGUGCUUCCAAUACGGCCUCAUCAUCCACCAGCGCAAGCGCAAGCGCAAGCGCCACCAACAACAUCCAGGGCGGCGACCUGAGCAACCCCAGCUCGUCCCCAGGAAAGCGUGCCAUCAACCUAUAUGACACCGGCAUCGCGCCCAACCCCGACCCGCCGUCGUUCCAGGAGAUGUGGUUCCUGGGCAACACGACGGACGGGAUCGUCUCGGACGAGAAAGCGGGCGAGCCCACGCCCUUCUACAUCAGCUUCUUCACCAACACGAGCGGCUCGGCUGGGCCGAACAUGCUCCGGUCGGACGGGGCCGGGAAGCGCGGGAUAGGCAACGGCAUCGGAUCCGGGUCCGACAGCACGGGCAGCCUGUCCGACUUCCUGCCCCCGCCGCCCCUCAACGCCGACGGCACGGGCGCGCCCGCGCAGCUGCGGCCGUACCCCUUCCAGCAGCCCCUGCGGCUCUUUGACCGCGGCCUGCCGACAGAGCACUACGGCUUCUACUCGUACUUCAACAAGACCAUCUACGUGACGUCGAUGGACGGCAACGACAGCUCGGGCCCGGUGGCGGCGGACGCGAACGGCGGGUCGCGCGAGGGCACGGCCAAGUUCCUCGUGUCGUGGACGCAGACGCGGUUCAUCGUCAAGAUCUGGACCCGGAAGGGCGGUGCCAGCAGGCUGAUGGGCGGCUCCGGCCGCCCGGCCGCGGACGUCGACGACCUGGCCUCGAUGCCGGGGACCUUUCCCUACCCCGUCACCGUGGGCGAGGACACCCACGGCGGCAGCGUCGACCUCAAGGCUACCUUUGCGUACGGCGUCGAGCCGGACCGCCACGUCAACACCACCGACGCCACGCUAUUUGCCAAUGACGUUGGCUUCGGUGCUCCUGCUGUCAACCCCCGGUUGCCCAACGGUGACCUGAGCUGGGGCGGCGUGGACGGCGGCACGGGUGGUUGCCGGUGUGAGUGGGUGAACUGGGUGGAGGCUUGA
Molecule: messenger RNA, 3171 nt
Organism: Diaporthe batatas
Lineage: Eukaryota; Fungi; Ascomycota; Sordariomycetes; Diaporthales; Diaporthaceae
Exons: 1
Coding region: 1-3171 (1056 amino acids)
Source: RefSeq, a predicted model, not a curated record